Molecule: messenger RNA, 825 nt
Organism: Ramularia collo-cygni
Lineage: Eukaryota; Fungi; Ascomycota; Dothideomycetes; Mycosphaerellales; Mycosphaerellaceae
Exons: 2
Coding region: 1-825 (274 amino acids)
Source: RefSeq, a predicted model, not a curated record
AUGGCGAAACGCAAGAGUCCUUCGGCCAGUUCGCCUCCCCCGAAGGUGAAGAGACAGAAGACUAAAGAGGAAGUCAACAUCUCCGCUGCAGAGAGCUCUGGCUCUGCAUCUGUACAGGAGUCUGUACCGUUGGAAGGUACACCGAAGCCUGGAGCGAAAGAGACAACGAAGCUGCGUGUAAAGCAAACUCGCGUCAAGCGCGAUGGCGGAGCCCAGCCUAUACCCGUUGCGAAAUCCAUCAGCAGUAUUGUGCGAUCGAAUAUCCAGCAAGUACUCGAAUUCCACUCCAAGAGCCCGCCAUCAGAACGCUCUACUUUGGACAGAGAUGGCGACAAGCGCCAUCACGCCACCGUCACUGAAUUGGCUGCUAUUGCGGCUAUCAUACGCAUAUGCAACGACUAUGAGAUCAUAGUCCCAACACCAAUUUCUCUCGAGGCGAUCAACGAGAUCGUGGUACACAGAUUUGAGAAGCGGCUGGGAGACAACCCAUCGGUAACACACGUUGUCUUGGAUUUCUCGAAGCGCAGCCAUCUCGAAGACUCGAUCCUCCUGAAAGUCGAAGGAUACGGGCUAGCUGAAGUGCCGCUACUGGAGAUUGAAUUCGAAAUGCUUGCUCGAGAUACUGAGAUCGCCGCUGCAAACAAUCUGUUCCGCCACAUGCAGACAGUCUAUGAGGAAAGUGACAGCAGCGGUCCGGUCAGCAUUGAGUACGAAGAGGCGAUCGAGGACAGCGACGAGGAGGGAAAUGAGCGACAACCGCUCUUCGGAGGCACCAAGGAGGUUGCCAGGGUUGGUGUUUGUCCAGCACCCCUGAUGGAGAUAUGA